Molecule: messenger RNA, 593 nt
Organism: Acanthoscelides obtectus
Lineage: Eukaryota; Metazoa; Arthropoda; Insecta; Coleoptera; Chrysomelidae
Source: the annotation of a GenBank genome assembly
CCGAUGCAUGGCGCAAUAUUCAACAGAAUAUGAAAAUGAUUUAUUCUAUUGAGGAAUUAAAAAAGAAAGAGAAACGCUCAUUGAUGAGCACAUAUCGCCUAUAUCGAAAGAAAAUUUUGGACUCUACUCGUUCUGGGUCAUCGGUGGAUGAUAUUUUUAAACCGAAUUGGUUCGCCUAUGAUCUAAUGGACAGCUUUCUUGCUCCGAUUUAUGAUAAAACAGAUACAUACACGAUUAAUACAGAGAGUAUGAAGUUUCCUGACGAGGACAGCACUCAAAAUAAUUUGUCAGCUGGCGAUACUUCCACACCAUCAGUUAAAAAACGCAGAGAAUCUGAAAUUUCUGAAGUACGAGCUCAAAUGAAGACAGCUGUAAAUGUCCUUAAAAAUAUCUCAGAUCGACCGCGCGUUGAAGUGGAUGAGGUAGAUUUAUAUUGUCAACUACUGGCCAAAAAGACUAAAAAAAUUUAAUGAGCCACAAAGGGAGAUAAUAAUGCAUGAUAUAGAUGAACUAAUUUAAUAUCAGUAGCCCUUCUAGCUGCAGCACAUACUCGUACGCAAGAUGUACCCCGGAUUCCUUGGCACCUACACCAU